Synchytrium microbalum is the source of this 2430-nucleotide messenger RNA. RefSeq lists its product as uncharacterized. Gene Ontology annotation, cellular component: membrane. The transcript is spliced from 7 exons. The coding region runs from base 1 to 2430 and encodes 809 amino acids. Lineage: Eukaryota; Fungi; Chytridiomycota; Chytridiomycetes; Synchytriales; Synchytriaceae. Gene Ontology annotation, biological process: transmembrane transport. Gene Ontology annotation, molecular function: transmembrane transporter activity; protein binding. The record is from RefSeq and is a predicted model, not a curated record.
AUGUCGAAUCCCUUCAACAAUCCCUUCUACAAUCCAUUCGCUGACGAUGAUACCGCUCCUACUCAUAUCAAUACAGUGGGGAGCCCCAUCCACAAUCCAUUCGCAGCUGAAGACACCUCUUCUACACAAGUCAAUACAUCGGACAAUCCAUUUGCUGAUCAAUACAGUCCACCGCCAAACUAUGUAAACCCACCAUCAUAUUCAACACGGAGCAAGGAAGAACAUCCCCAACAAGCUGAGGUACCACCAGCACUACCACCAAGGAGACCUGUAGCACCGAGUGCAGCAGUAUCGAAGCUGUUGAAGCUAUUCCCAAGUGCCGAUCAAGGCUACUUGACAACAAUAUUGACAAAAUACAAUCAGAAUGAAGCGUCUGCUCGUGCAUACCUAGAAGGACAAGGGAUGAUAGCCAGUGAUCGUACGAAGCCAUUACCAAAGCAACCGCCAGCAUCACCAAUGUUGCAAAUGGCACCACUUGAAUCUGACGACUCGACCUCGGACGAUGAAACUACGAGCAACGACUAUGAUGGCAAGGACGACGACGACGAUGAAGCUCUAGCAAGGAGCAUUGCUAAAGUCAAGUUACGUGAUCCUACAUCUGCAGAAGUUGAAAUGCUAUCCACGGUGUUUGCGGAUGUAGAUGAAGACAUGCUCAAGUCUGUCUUGCAAACUUUUGAUGGUGACUUUGUUAAGUCGAUAGCCUAUUUAGAAACAAAAGGGUUUGAAUCGAGUGACGCUGCCAAAAACGUGAUGACUGGCACCAAGAAGAAUGAUACAUCACAAGAUGCUUUACAGAUAUUAGUAGAGAGAUUUCCGACCGUGGACGCUGAUAUUAUAGAAGCAACACUCGAUGGCUUAAACGGUGAUAUGGAAAGAACUUCCGAGUAUAUAUACCAAAAAAUAUACGCCAUGGCGUACCCUGAUAUAGUGGUGAGCCAAGUGCUCUUGUACGUGACAGUCUUCUUCUUCUUUUGUAUUGGAAUCUGGGCUGGGCGAGGAAAGCAAAGUAUGGAUACUUUCUUGACUGCUCGGUCGAGUCAGGGAUGGCUUCCGCUAGGUCUCAACUUCUUUGCUGCUGGAUUGGGAGUAUGGACGAUCUUCACUCUACCUCAAGUUGGCGCCGAACUUGGUGUACUUGGAGUGUUUGACUAUGCUUUUGCAUGUAUCGUGCCACUACUUUUGUUAAUGUGGAUGGGCCCAAAGAUACGAUCCAAGAUACCCGGUGGAGUGACAAUCACUGAAUUUGUUCGUUACCGAUAUGGUAUCUUGAGCGAGAUCUUGACUGGACUUGUUACGCUCUUGUAUAUGGCUGUCUACCUGUGCUCUGAGCUGACUGCCUUGUCGGACUUUUUGAUCACUUAUGACAUUCCACCAUUGGUACCUGUGAUUAUAGUUUGUGUUGCUACGUCGCUUUAUACAGCUUUUGGAGGAAUGAGAGCCUCACUCAUGACAGACAACUUCCAAAGCUGGAUUGUCCUAAUCCUAAUGGUAGUAGCCACCGUCGCACUAGCAGUCAACGUCCGUAUAGAUCCAGACGCUGUCGCCGCAUCCCCAAUAACAGCUCCCACCCGCGUAGGCUGGGAAUCUCUAUAUACCCUCGCCGCAGCCGUCACAGCAGCCAAUGUCUUCCACCAGGGCUACUGGCAACGCGUGUACUCGUCCAGAUCAGACCGUGAUUUGAGGCUAGCUGCAUUAUUAGGUAGCGCCAUGACAUUCCCUGUAUUUUUCGCUAUUGGGAUAAUAGGAACGAUAUCUGUAUGGGUUGGGCUAUCUGAGCCUGCAUCGUAUACGGCUUUCUUUGAUAUUAUAAGUACAUUGCCAGCAUGGAUUAAUGGUGUUGUGAUGGUGCUUACUGUCGCAUUCGUAUCGUCGUCUGUGGAUACUCUGCAAUCUGGUUUGACUGCUACUAUCGUAAACGACAUUGGUAGGAAGAAGAUCCCUCUCUGGCUCGGUAGACUACUGGCUCUCUUAAUCAAUGUGCCCUGUCUCGUUGUAUCAACACUGAAUCUAAGUGUCUUGCAACUCUUCCUCAUUGCUGAUCUCGUAGCAGCUGCAAUCGUCAUGCCGUUAAUUCUAGGCCUCUUUAGUAAAUUCGACUACGUAUUCGCCGGUAUGGAUUAUAUUCUUGGAUUUAUAGGUGGUAUGUUGGGUGUUAUUGGGUUUGGAUGGAUUGAAGGUGGAUCGCUGGAUUAUGGAGUCAAUUUAUUGACUCUGCCAAACGGGCUUGAUAAGCCUGGAGAGUCGCUAGGCGCCUUCUUGGUGGCUCCGGUUGUUAGUGUGUUGGUUAUGGCUCUGUCGGCAUUUGCACGGUUUAUUGUUAGGAGAAUCACAGGGCAUCGGAUUGUUGAUUGGACGCUUGCUAUACCACCUGCUAUUACAACUACUGACACUAAAGGGGCGGAAGAUGAGACUCAAAAGCUGCAUGCAUGA